Molecule: messenger RNA, 2411 nt
Organism: Pyrgilauda ruficollis (rufous-necked snowfinch)
Lineage: Eukaryota; Metazoa; Chordata; Aves; Passeriformes; Passeridae
Gene: FSHR
Product: follicle stimulating hormone receptor
Exons: 10
Coding region: 1-2085 (694 amino acids)
Biological process (GO): male gonad development; follicle-stimulating hormone signaling pathway
Cellular component (GO): membrane
Molecular function (GO): follicle-stimulating hormone receptor activity; G protein-coupled receptor activity
Source: RefSeq, a predicted model, not a curated record
AUGUCUCCAGCCCUCGGCUGCCUGCUGCUGCUGCUCCUGGCGGGCUGCCUGGGAUGCCAGCACCACGCCUGCCGCUGCCUGGGCAGGGUCUUCAUCUGCCAGGAGAGCCGGGUGCUCCAGGUUCCCCGGGACAUCCCUGCCAACACCACCGAGCUGAGAUUUGUCCUCACCAAGAUGAGAGUCAUUCCCAAAGGAGCUUUCACAGGACUUGUUGACCUAGAGAAAAUAGAGAUCUCACAGAAUGAUGCCUUGGAGGUCAUAGAAGCAAAUGUGUUUUCCAACCUUCCCAAACUACAUGAAAUAAGAAUUGAGAAAGCCAACAACCUCGUGUACAUCGAUAAAGAUGCCUUCCAACACCUUCCAAGCCUCAGAUAUUUGUUAAUAUCAAACACUGGCCUUCGGUUUUUACCUGUUGUCCACAAGGUUCACUCUUUCCAGAAAGUUUUGCUAGAUAUUCAAGACAAUAUCAAUAUACGUACAAUUGAAAGAAAUUCAUUCAUGGGCCUGAGUUCUGAAAGUGUGAUUCUAUGGCUCAAUAAAAAUGGAAUUCAAGACAUCGAGGAUCAUGCAUUUAAUGGAACAUACCUGGAUGAGCUAAAUGUAAGUGAUAAUCACAACCUAGAAAAAUUACCAAAUGAGGUCUUCCAGGGAGCCAAUGGACCCAUUGUUUUGGAUAUUUCCAGCACGAAAAUCAGUUUCCUGCCAAGUCAUGGAUUAGAACUCAUUAAGAAGCUAAGAGCAAGGUCUACAUACAAUUUAAAAAAGCUUCCUGACUUAAGCAAAUUUAGAUCUUUGAUUGAGGCAAACUUCACCUAUCCUAGCCAUUGCUGUGCAUUUACAAACUGGAAAAGACAAAAGACCGAAUUACAUCCGAUAUGUAGCAUAUCUCAGGUGAAGCAAGACUUUGAGGAGAAGCCUGGCAAAAAACUACGGAGAAGGUCUGCAGCAGAAGAUUUUAUUUCCAACUAUGGCAUAGGAUUUGACCCAGCAGAGAAUGAAUUUGACUAUGGUUUAUGCAAUGAAGUAGUUAAUGUAGCCUGCUCUCCUAAACCUGAUGCUUUCAACCCAUGUGAAGAUAUCAUGGGAUACAACAUUCUGAGAGUCCUGAUAUGGUUCAUCAACAUUUUAGCUAUUACUGGGAACACUGUUGUCCUCAUUAUUUUAAUAAGCAGUCAAUACAAACUCACUGUUCCUCGCUUUCUAAUGUGCAAUCUUGCCUUUGCAGACCUCUGCAUAGGGAUCUACCUGCUGUUUAUUGCCUCUGUAGACAUCCAGACCAAAAGCCAGUACUACAACUAUGCCAUAGACUGGCAGACUGGGGCAGGAUGCAAUGCUGCAGGAUUUUUCACAGUGUUUGCAAGCGAGCUCUCAGUCUACACGCUGACAGUGAUCACCCUGGAGCGAUGGCACACCAUCACCUACGCCAUGCAGCUGCACCGCAAGGUGCGGCUGCGGCACGCCGUGAUCGUCAUGAUUUUUGGCUGGGUGUUUGCCUUCACAGUAGCGCUCCUUCCCAUAUUUGGGGUCAGCAGCUACAUGAAGGUCAGCAUCUGUCUGCCCAUGGAUAUAGAAACACCGUUUGCCCAGGCUUACGUUAUGUUUCUCUUAGUGCUGAAUGUGCUGGCGUUCGUCGUUAUUUGCGUCUGCUACACCUGCAUCUACUUCACCGUGCGCAACCCCAACGUGGUCUCCUCCAACAGCGACACCAAGAUUGCCAAGCGCAUGGCCAUACUGAUCUUCACCGACUUCCUCUGCAUGGCACCAAUCUCUUUCUUUGCCAUUUCAGCCUCACUCAAGGUUCCUCUCAUCACCGUGUCCAACUCCAAGAUCCUCCUGGUUUUGUUUUACCCCAUCAACUCCUGCGCUAACCCUUUCCUCUACGCCAUUUUCACCAAGACUUUCCGCAGGGAUUUCUUCAUUCUCUUGAGCAAGUUUGGUUGUUGUGAAAUGCAAGCCCAGAUUUACAGAACAGAGAUCUCCUCGUCUGCUCAUACUUUCCACACAAGAAAUGGCCAUUGCCCUCCUGCAUCAAAAAACGGUGAUGGCAAUAUUUAUUCUUUGGUUCCCCUGAACCACUUGAACUGAAAUGCUUGCAUAAAUUUCUGUCUGAGGCAGUGUGCUAAUCACUUGCAAGUUUGUGAAUUUGAGUAAUGACUUCAGCAUAACAUGCAAACUUAUUUUUUAUGAAAAGAAAAUUCUUUCCAAUUCCCUAUUUUUGUUCAAUGAACAAACAUCAGAGAUGACAUAUCAUCUUUAUCAGUUCUUGAAGAACAAAGUGCCAAAGUGUUCAUGUAGAACUGUCUCAAGAAAUAAAUGAGAUCAUAAACUGGUAUCUCCCACCAUGAAGGCAGAGAUUCCCUUCAUACUAGGGAGAUGUUAGUUGCUUAUUGAGAAUUAAAUAGUGGUUAUAU